AUGUCAAAUAAAACUGAAUAAACAGCCAAUUCAAUUCGUGGUUAAAAUCCAUAAUCUUUAAUCGAAGCUGUAAUUCGUUAAAAAAUAUACUAAAAUCGUUAUUGGAAGGAAUCUCUUACUGGAUUAACUGCUGAAUCAAUAAUAGAUGAGGCAAUUAAAUUACAAUAUAUAGCUGGAACAUAUGGUGGGAGUAGAAAGCCUAGUAAAUUUUUAAUGCUUUCUUUGAAAUUAUUAUAAAUAUCUCCAAGUAAGGAAAUAGUAAUUGAGUAUAUUAGAUAAGAAGAGUAUAAAUAUUUAACAGCUUUAGGUUGUUUUCAUUUAAGAUUGGUUGGUUAGCCCGAACAUGUUUAUAAUUAUUUAGAACCUUUAUAUUAAGAUUAUAGAAAAUUGAGGUUUAGGAAUUUGAAUGGGAGCUUUUGUAUUUUUUACAUGGAUGAGUUUGUCGAAAGUUUAAUUAAUUAGGAAGUUUAUAUAGAUACUUUAUUACCUCAUAUUAUCAAAAGACAUAUUUUAGAAGAAACCGGAAAAAUAUAGCCUAGAGUAAGUCCUUUAGAAGAACUUUUGGAAAAAGAAGUUGGUGAAGAAUAAGAAAAUAUGAAUAUUUAAGAAGAUUAAGAUGUGAAAAAAGAAAAAAAAGAAAAGAAAAAAAGUAAAGAUUGGAGGAAAAUUAUACACGGGAAAAAACAUAAUAAGAGAAAUAAUAAUAAUAGUAGAUCUAGAUCUAAAUCUUAAGAAAAUAAAAAUAAAAAAGAACCGGCUAAAGAUUCUAUUGAAUAUUGGAAUUAAAUUAGGGCUGACUUAAAUUUAGAUUUAAUGUGA
Molecule: messenger RNA, 819 nt
Organism: Ichthyophthirius multifiliis
Lineage: Eukaryota; Ciliophora; Oligohymenophorea; Hymenostomatida
Product: pre-mRNA splicing factor, putative
Exons: 1
Cellular component (GO): precatalytic spliceosome
Source: RefSeq, a predicted model, not a curated record